Drosophila bipectinata is the source of this 547-nucleotide messenger RNA. RefSeq names its product Bomanin Tailed 3 (gene BomT3). The record is from RefSeq and is a predicted model, not a curated record. NCBI's taxonomy places the organism in Eukaryota, Metazoa, Arthropoda, Insecta, Diptera, Drosophilidae.
GGUCCAGACCAGUUCGAGUUCGCCAUCGACAUGAGACACUACACGGCAUUUGCGAUUCUCGCCCUAUCCGCCCUGGCGCUGACCGAGGCAGCUGUGUACAUAGGAGGCGGAUGCUACGACUGUAAUCCGCCUGGGGGCCAGGGUCCUGGCGUCUACACAGGAGUCAACGGAGGUGGAAGAGGAGGUGGAGGUGGCAACUAUUACGGUGGAGGCGGCGCACGUGGAGGUGGCGGUGGACUGGGAGGCGGCAGUGGACGCCCAGUCUACACAGGCAACUUCGGACCUGGAUAUGGCAAUGGCGGAGGUGGUGGUGGACGCAACGUAGGCGCGUCUUACGGAGGAGGCGGUGGUUACGAUGAUGAUCGCGGCUUUACCCAGGUUAUAAGUGGAUAAAUAAAAAGUCUGUAAACUUUUCUGGGUCUUUGGUCCGCAAAUGAGCAAAGUCUGCUGAUGUUAGGUUUUGUGUUUAUGUAAAAUAAAAUAAAACGAAAUGGCUUCUGCACGUGUGCAAAAAACAUACUUGUGCUAAGCAACAGAAAAGUAAAAA